GGUGAUUAAAUGCCCGAGUGUCGGCGCUGGAGGAGGCGGGCACAGUGACUGCUGUGUAUUAACGGGUAGGCUCGUAUUAUUAGCAAAGGGACACGACUAUAUUGUCUCCAGGCAUCGCAGGUCAUAAGCAGAAUGGCGGCUCCAAAGAAAGUGUGCAUUGUCGGGUCCGGCAACUGGGGCUCGGCGAUCGCGAAGAUCGUCGGCGCCAACGCCGCGGCGCUGGCCAAAUUCGACAAGACGGUCAGGAUGUGGGUCUUCGAGGAGAUGGUCAACGGCCGGAAACUGACCGAGAUCAUCAACACUGACCACGAGAACGUCAAGUACCUGCCCGGGCACAAACUGCCCCCCAAUGUGGUGGCAGUGCCCGACGUUUUAGAAGCAGCAAAGGACGCCGAUAUCCUGAUCUUCGUGAUCCCGCAUCAGUUCAUCGGGAAGCUGUGCGACACCCUCAAGGACAAAGUGAAGAAGGACGCCAUCGGAAUCUCGCUCAUCAAGGGUGUGGAUGAGGGUCCAGAGGGUCUCAAGUUGAUCUCUGCUAUUAUCCGCGAGAAGCUGGGCAUCGCGGUGAGCGUGCUGAUGGGGGCGAACAUCGCCAACGAGGUGGCGGAGGAGAAAUUCUGCGAGACCACCAUCGGCUGUAAGGUGAAAGAGCAUGGAGCGCUACUGAAGGAGCUCAUGCAGACUCCCAACUUCCGCAUCACUGUGGUGCAGGAGGCAGACGUGGUGGAGAUCUGCGGGGCGCUCAAGAACGUGGUCGCGGUGGGCGCUGGGUUCUGUGAUGGCCUGGGUUUCGGUGAUAACACGAAGGCUGCUGUGAUCCGGCUGGGUCUGAUGGAGAUGAUCUCGUUUGCCCGGCUGUUCUGCACCGAGGGGCCCGUCUCCUCCGCCACCUUCCUGGAGAGCUGCGGGGUGGCUGACCUCAUUACCACCUGCUACGGGGGGCGCAACCGCAAAGUGGCUGAAGCGUUCUCCAAAACCGGCAAGUCUAUUGAAGAGCUGGAGAAGGAGAUGCUGAACGGACAGAAGCUGCAGGGACCGCAGACUGCAGCCGAGGUGCACCGCAUCCUCGCAAGCAAGAACCUCGUGGACAAGUUCCCCCUCUUCAACGCAGUCUACCAGAUCUGUUACGAGGGACACCCCGUCAAAGAGUUUAUCCAUUGCCUGCAGAACCAUCCCGAACACGUGUAGCCUGGCACCGGACCGGAACCAGAAACCCGGGGGAGGGGGGAAGGGAGUGGGGCACUUUGUCAAUUGAAAGAAACUGAUCUAGCAAUUACUUUUUUAAAUUUUUUUUAUUUAAAAUCGGUCAAUCUGGCUACAGGCAUACAGCACACUGCAGUGCAUUGCCUGGGUUCUGACACCGCUAGACUCGCCCGAUAAAGAUGUAGAGGGUGAUGACUGGUAUAGACUCGAAGGGUCUGAUUGGUUGAACCGGACCCCUUUUAUUGUGAUGUCACUCCAGCGGUAGACCUUUUUUUGCAGUUGCUCAUAAUUCCCUGAAAGUAUAUAUUUACUGUUUGGGUCUCAUUUUAGCGUUGUCUCCUCCCUUGCAAUGCUAUUGCCCCUGCUGUUCCACUGUUGCCUUACCACAUUACCCCUGAAGAUCAUUUGCAUCAUUAACUCCACCUAAUGAGUGUCACAGAGCUGUGACAUCAUAAUGAGGGUCUAAUCAACCAAUCAAAACUGA
This is a messenger RNA of Polyodon spathula (Mississippi paddlefish), 1687 nucleotides long. Its product is annotated as glycerol-3-phosphate dehydrogenase [NAD(+)], cytoplasmic. The coding region runs from base 133 to 1188 and encodes 351 amino acids. The transcript is spliced from 8 exons. The record is from RefSeq and is a predicted model, not a curated record. Gene Ontology annotation, molecular function: glycerol-3-phosphate dehydrogenase [NAD(P)+] activity; protein homodimerization activity; NAD binding. NCBI's taxonomy places the organism in Eukaryota, Metazoa, Chordata, Actinopteri, Acipenseriformes, Polyodontidae. Gene Ontology annotation, biological process: carbohydrate metabolic process; glycerol-3-phosphate catabolic process. Gene Ontology annotation, cellular component: cytosol; glycerol-3-phosphate dehydrogenase (FAD) complex.